Messenger RNA from Hymenoscyphus albidus, 7121 nucleotides. Lineage: Eukaryota; Fungi; Ascomycota; Leotiomycetes; Helotiales; Helotiaceae. The record is from the annotation of a GenBank genome assembly.
CGGAAACCCUAUCAAUUCUGGGCAUGCAGUACACCAUGACUCCCUAGUAAUCGUUUGUUCUUGACUGGCGUCUCUUUCUACUGACAAGGCUUUCAUUUCCUUCUUCCAACCCUCGCUACUUGCUUGAAGUGGCAACCGCUAUCUUCACGACAUACAACACCAAGUUCGAAGCCUUUGGAGCAUCAACCUUUCAUACUGGUACAACAGCUGUUUCUCAGCCUUUCCCAUAACUCUCUCGACGACAGCUCCUUCCCACCUUCCAUAUAGCCCGCAUGCCGAACGUAGCCACGGACAAACGAUCUCUAUUGCCGGCUUUCCAAGGCUAAACCUUCCUUCCCUCCACACCUUUUCGCACAACUUUCAUUGCGCGGGAAGCCCACAGGUACAUGCCUUCGAAACGCAGAGAUCACGUCCUUAUUCUAGCAUUUGCUUGAGCUUUUGAGUGCCAGAUAUUUGUCAUUGCCAAUUGAAUACACAGCUGUCUCUGAAUUCACGCAGUUCCCCUUCGUGCAUAUACUACUUCACCUCUUUUGCGCAUGCCCAAUGCUGGCCGCGAGGUCUUUGAUAUCCUGGACGAUUUUACAGAAGCAAGGAACCUAGCAAAGCGUCAUUACAAGACAUUCCUCUCGCUGCGAGCAGGAGUUUGACCAAGAAUAUGUCGGACGACAUGGAUCCCAGAGAAGAACUGGAGGAGCGAAUAGCGUAUGAACUCAACUUUCCAUGAUUCUGCCAUGUCCAUUGCUAACCUUCAAUUUCGUAGUAAGCUCCAAGCCUUUCCUACCGAAGCACAUUGGUUCUGCCCGAUGCAGGGUCCCGACGACAGCCAUGAUUAUAGUAAUCCUGACGAAGACGAGGACGAUUUCACGGCGGCUGAGAAACACAAGGCCAUUGCAGAUGGGAAGUUGAGGGAGGACGUUGCGUUUGGAGCAUCACUUAUCCUAGGACUGGAUGAGAACGAAGCGCCAGAGUCGCGUACAUUUUAUGUGAACGGCCUAGGGAGUUUACUGUCACAUUGCGAUCAGUGUGUCAGUAAUUGGCAUAUGAGUAGGAAAGCGUUCCUCAAGAAACUAUCCGAGUAAGUGUGGAGCCACGUUGGUUAGAACAGGAUGCUGAGAUAUUAUCAUAGGGAUUUUGACGACGAAACGAUAUCCCUAUUUGCUAGCCGACUCAAUGUUAUCGACUUCAAGAGGAUAGAGAGAGGUCUGAGUUCAGCCAGGAAAAUCUUCGAGUCCGUAGAGCCAGAAAAACGGUCCAGUUCACUUCUUGGGAAGCAGGACUCUACAACACUUUUAGCCCUUUUUGAGGCACUUUGUUGUGUUGAAUAUCAUACCUCAGAGGAGGUUCUUGUGCACAAUUUUAACUACGUCUUCUCCGAGGUUCAGCAUAGAAAGGUCCUCAAAUUAGGCGACCUCCUUCCAGCCUCAACUCGCUUCCUCUUCCAAAACGAUACGAUACGUUCGCGAUUUGCUAAUUCCGCUUGGCAGAAUCAUGAUGGUGGGCUACUUACAAAAAAGCAAUUUGAAUGGAUCGCCCAUGAUGCACUUUCCGAGGCGAUUACAAAUGUCUCACAAUUUGCCGCUGACAAAGGUGAUAUCAACCGAUUCUGGAAAGGGUUUCUCUUGAUCCUAGAGAAGAUGGAUCAUGACUUAAUAACCCAUGAUUUGCGGGGGAUGGAGGUGCAACCUGAUAUCUACCAUCUCGGUCUUCAACAUCUCGCACAGGAUUCUGAGGAUAUAGUACAACACGUUCUUGAAGCAUUUUCCCAGCUACUCCAAAAGUCGCCCAAGACCUUUUGGUCUGCUCUUGGUACAAUAUCGCCCGCCACUGUUGCAGAACAAAUAUUUCAAAGCCCGGGUUUUGGGAAGGUGCUCAACAACAAGCAGAAUCUGGAAGAUUUUGAGAACAACCCAGCUGUCUCAUGGAUCCCUUAUUUUAUCAACUCACUUGACGCUGUUCACCAGUACGAUGCCUGCCGGUCGCUUCUUCUCAACUUGCUCGAGCGACAAGAUGGGAUGAGUGAGGGUGCCAAGAUAACUUGCUGUCGGGCAGGAAUGACGGCAAUUAAAGCAACUCUGUGCACUUUCACCAACACAGAAUACCAGGUAAAUCCUUCGACCUCACUGCUAGUCAUCAAUGAUAUCAUGAGACUAGUCGACAAAUACAAAGGUAUAAUUACUGGAUGUGCAGAUAUCAACGACAAGGACAGCCCAGAGUUGAAGGAAUUGGGAAUGCUAGUGAUAAAAGAGGCACUAGCACUUGACUGUAAAGCCAUGAGUGCUGAAUUCUUUGCUCUUCAAAAAGGAACACCUAUUCAACGAGGUCUCAGAACAUAUUCCGAAUCUGUAUGGCAGGCAGUACUUGCUAUCUUCCGCCCAGGAGAUCUAGAAUUGGCGAAGAGCAUUCUGAUUGCCACAUCAUGUUUAACUGGACUCGACGAGAUCAUGCCAACGAACAAAAAGGACCUGAAUUUGCCCAAAAACCACACCCAGUACAACAAAGACUUCAAUCAGCUGAUGGACAACAUCUCAAGAGUGCUGGAGAGAUUGAGUGACUUUGAGUCUGCGGAUUUGCAAAAGCUUUGCCAGGCCUCAUUAACUGCUCGCCCAUUAUUUGCAGCUCUCGUGUCUGCUAACGAUGGCGUCUACGAGGCUACGGUCGAGGUGAUUAAGAGCGCCACUGGUGAGAUGGGCAAGAUGGAUGCGAUAGAUGUACUGCUAAGAGACUUUUUUAUUCCAACUUUAAACUCACUCACGUCAGCUGUUAUCAAAAUCACCAAAGCAAAGACUUUUUUUCCAGUACCGCAAGCCAUCAAGAUCGGACGUGAGAUUGUGACCGCCCUCUGUGGCAGUACAGGAAAACUACGAACCGACAAAUUCACGGAUGCUGAACGCACUGCUAUAUGGACGUACUGGUUCCAUCAAUGGAGACUAAUGGAUAUGGCAUUUUCUACAACCGAAUCAUGGGCUCCCAGAGUCAAUAAACCUACAUCUUACAUGCAAGACUUCUGCCGCGAUGGCAUGGAGUAUGCAGAGCAGCUCUUUGACCACUAUAAUAUUUUCGCCUCUGCACUAUCAGAUUCCGUCUCAGAAGAUGACGACAACGCUUCUUCCAAAACAGGCUCUCCGAAAGAGAGAGUUCUGGGAGUAGUCUGUCGGAAUGUCAACGGAUUGACAGGGCUGUUGAGACUUCGAGAUUCUUGGCUUAUCAGCACAAUUACUAGUCUUCUGGGGAAACUUUUACGUUGCCUGGGAGAAUCGAACCUGGAGAUUGACACCUUUGCUUCCGACUUCAUCAAAGCAGCCUGUAAACGAGAAAAUCAGAAAGACUUCAAGAAAACCAACCUGACAAAUUUACAAAAAGCAGAGUUGCAACGAGCUUUAGAAGAACAUCAGGGUAUUGAAAUUGUUGAGCCACCAGCACUGCCGUUUAAGAAACAGAGUACCAUUGAUUCAUGGUCAAGAUCAGGAGAUGGAAAGGUCCACGAACCAACUUUGCCUUCCAGACAGAGGACGUUGGAUUUUGGCCGCAGUAGUAUUUCUCGCCCUGAAAAGGUUGUGGCACGUCCUCAGCCACCCGACAAUAGUGCAUUCAUGGAAAAGCGAAAGAAGGCCCAGGAGCAGAUGCAACGUGACAAAGAGGCAGCAAUAGCAAAGGCUAGGGCUCUCCGUGCUCCUGCAGGUGUUCGUGGCGAAGGCUCUGGCCUGAAAGAUCUCGGUGGUGUUAUCGGUAAAGAUCAUGCUCCAGUCCGUAAUGAAAUAAUGGUUGGUUCGUCAUCGGAAGAGAGUGACGAUGACGACGAAGACGACGAAGACGAGACGGGUGCCCUCAUCAAGACUCGAAAGCAAAAGUCCAAGAUGGUCUCAGAAUAUGAAGAGAGCAAGAAGCGCGCCCUCAAACAGAUGCAACAAGGACCUGUCCGUAAGACAAAAAUACAAAGAUCCGCCAAAGAUCUUCGCGCUCGAGUAGAACCCAAUAUGGAUAAGCUGUACAUUGAAAUAUUGGAUUGGGAUAUUUUCCACCCAGGAGACACUCCCCCAACCAGCUCUGAAUACAGAAAGAUUGCAGACUCCUUCAUUGAGCUUCACCUAUAUAAGAAGACUUUUACGCCUUUACUCAUUUCCGAAGUAUGGCGAUCUCUGGUCACCGCCAAGGAAGAAAACAACUCCAAGCCCAUCGAGAUUACCGUCUUGAAUCGAUCAUCUGUCGACAAAUUCAUGGAAGUCAGUAUCAAGAUGCCUAUGACAAUGGAUCGGGACCGUAAGUUUGCUGAGCGAGACAUUGUGCUUCUUUCCAAAAGUUCGGAUCCAAUCAAUAGCCCGGAUGCGCCGCACUGUCUUGCCCGAGUAAGUCGAACGAACCGUAAGAAAGAUAUCAUUGAAUGUACACUGCAAGUGAGCCGGUCAAUCAACCAAACGCUGCUCCAAUCUCUCACUAUGAAUAGCAAGAUUCACGCAGCAAAGAUUGCUGAUAUGACAACUACUCAGCGAGAAUUUGCUGCUUUGAGCAGUUUGGAGUACUAUGAUCUGUGUAACGAGGUGUUGGAAGCGAAGCCUUCUCCGUUACAAAAAUAUUCGAGUGAUUCGAUAUCCAAGAUUUCAUCAACGUACGAUCUCAAUCCAGGACAAGCCAAAGCUAUUCUUUCUGCCGAUGACAAUGACGGGUUCACCUUAAUUCAAGGACCGCCAGGUUCCGGCAAAACCAAAACUAUCAUUGCUAUGGUCGGAACUCUUUUGACGAAGAGCCUGUCAGAGCAAAAGGCGGCCCAAUCCAGAGCUGCCGCACCUGUAACCGGCCGAGCUGCUGCUACCCCGCCAUCCGCCCUGCCUAAGAAGAAGCUGCUGAUUUGCGCGCCCAGUAAUGCAGCAGUUGACGAAUUGGUAGUCCGUCUCAAAAAAGGGAUUGUAACUAGGACUUUGGAUGGGAGACCCGGUAAACCUCAGAAGAUCAACGUCAUCCGUAUUGGAAGAAGCGAUGCUAUCAAUACAGAUGUCAAGGAUGUCAUGUUGGACGAGUUAGUGCGACAGAAACUUGAAGGAGACGAUGGGGAGAAAAACAAGCUCUUUCAAGACCGAGAUAAGCUCCAUCAAGAAGCUGGAGCAAUCAAAGAGCAGCUCAACUCAAUCCGACCGCAAAUGGCAGAGGCUCGGGAGAAGGGAGACAAGUCGGGAGAACUUGUACUCCAACGGCAAUUCGACGAGCUGAAGCGCAAGCAAGCACAAAUUGGCAACAAAAUUGACGAGGAUAAGCAGAAUGGGAAUACCAGUUCAAGACAAAAUGAAAUCAACCGACGACGCUACCAACAAGAGAUCUUGGAUGGGGCCCACGUUGUGUGCGCUACACUUAGUGGAAGUGGACAUGACAUGUUCCGAAAUAUCAAUGUCGAGUUUGAAACGGUCAUCAUUGAUGAAGCAGCUCAAUGUAUUGAGUUGAGCGCGCUGAUCCCCCUCAAAUAUGGUUGCUCCAAGUGUAUAUUGGUAGGAGAUCCAGAGCAACUACCUCCAACUGUUCUUUCAAGAUCUGCUCAGAGUUAUGGUUAUGAGCAAAGUUUGUUUGUCCGCAUGCAAAAGAACCACCCUCAGGAUAUACAUCUUCUGGAUACACAAUAUCGUAUGCAUCCAGACAUCAGUAGUUUUCCUAGUCAAGCCUUUUAUAACAGCAAACUUCUGGACGGCGAAGGUAUGGCUGCAUUACGACAGCAACCAUGGCAUGCAAGCACGAUAUUAGGACCUUACCGAUUUUUUGACGUCGAGGGAGUACAGACUACACAUUCGAGAGGUCACUCCUUCAUCAACGUGCCGGAAUUGAACGCUGCCCUUCGGCUUUACCGUCGAUUAAAGGCAGAUUAUCGAAAUCACGAUUUUACUGGCAAGAUUGGUAUUAUCACUACUUACAAAGCUCAGCUCAUCGAGUUAAAGAUUCGCUUUGAGAGAGAUUUCGGACCUGAAAUCUUUGAUGAGAUUGAGUUCAACACCACCGAUGCGUUCCAAGGUCGUGAGCGGGAGAUUAUCAUAUUUUCUUGUGUUAGAGCCAAAGCUACUGGGGGUAUUGGUUUCAUGAAGGAUAUCAGACGUAUGAACGUCGGUCUCACACGAGCAAAAUCUUCCUUAUGGGUUCUCGGAGACUCGAGAGCAUUACAGCAAGGUGAAUUCUGGAAUCGAUUGAUCGUGGAUGCCAAAGCUCGGAACAAAUACACGGGUGGUGAUGUAUUAAAGUUACUCUCCAAGCCUACCUCUCGACAGCCAAUUACCCCUCUUACCAAGCCCACACCAUCGAAUAGUAACCAGCCAUCGGCUGCACCGUCUCCAGCAGCAUCAAUGCCACCCAUCACGUUGAUUGAAGACAAUGAUAUCGAAAUGACAGAUGCGCCAAGUUUUAGCAACUCCCAUAAGCCAUCAACAAGCUCAAGCUCUAGUGUCGUCAGUUCCAGCGUCAGCAGCAAGAGUAAGCCCCCGUCCAUGGCUGGGAAGUCUUCGAGUAUGGACCCCCACGGAACCAAACGACGUAGGGAAUCCCUCAAGGAUGAGGAACCUCAUAUAGACAAGAAGGUAAAGGGCCCCCCCGCUUUUUCCCCCUCGGCGGUUCCUUCCCGUCCCUUCUUACUUUUUUCUAACGAACGGCAUAGGCUGCCCCGCUCAAGAAUCCCAAGGUUCCUGACCUCGAUGCGGCGCUCCGAGCGCAGGAGGCUAAAAAAGCAGCUCCGGGCAUGACACGCCCGCCUCCGAGACCGCCUGGUAUGGUUCCGCGGAAGAAGGCAGCUGCGGAUCCGUUUAUUCAGAGGAAACCUCCUAAGAGGAGCUAGGCUAGUUAAGUGGUGGGUUGUGCGUUGGGGUGUAUGUGUACGUAUAGUGGGGGUCUUGUUGCGGGUUUCACGAGAGCGUUAGAGAAGGGCGUUCUUUUUAAAAAGGAUUGAUGAUGAGGGGAUUGAUGACGGGAGGAUGGAUAUUCCAUUCUUCUGCUUUCCAUGUUGUUGUGGGGAAGUGAGGAAGAGGAAGAGGAAGAGAUGAAAAGAUCGGAGUGAGGUGGAGUGAUUUGGGAUUGGGAUUGGGAUUGGGAUUGUAUUUUAGAAGGAGUGGGUUCUUUUGUGCGUAUAGUAGCAUAUUUAACAUACCUUGCAUAUGGUA